GGGACCCAGCUCACCCCUGGGUAGAGCACUGAGGACAGACUGCUGCACAGCUGGGAGUGGUGGUUGCGCACAUUCUCCCUUGGGGGUAAUCAAGUCUUUAAAGGGCAUGCACUCUGAGGUGUCUGGGGUUAGAAUUGCGGACGUGCAUCUCUGUGGAGAGCUGCUGCACUAAAGAGACUUUCUUUGUCCGUCUCAAUUGCUGAUGAGUUUAUAUACAAGACAACUCAUGUACUUGUCUUUGGGGAAAACAUUCCAGGAGGUUUCUGAAGUUCAGCCUUCAACAUUCAAAGGUCCUGGAAUGUUUCAUUUGUCUCCCUGUUCAUGCCAGCAGUGCAAGGCACACCCAGGACUGAGCUGCUACACCGUAGUACUUGAAACUGUCUGGGAAUUGUUUUUUAGAAAGUAUUACCAGACAUACUGUUGCAGCCAAUUCACUACUCUUACUGAAGCUGCUAGGAAACACGACGGAGGAAAUAUCCAUCCUUGUCCUAGACGAAUUCCAUGACAUAGUGGUGGGCGCUGGCAUGUUCUCGUGGGCUACACCCCACAGACCCGCUGGCUCCGGUACUGGCAUCUUCAAAUCCACCCAGUGCUCAGUGUCUGCUCCAGGAUAGCAGGAUGGGCUCUGCGUUGCCUUGACCCUAACGAAGAAUGAGCUCAAGGCCGACGGCGAAUGAAUCCUUCGUUAUGUUCUUUGUUUGGACAGAAGAACCCUUCUGUUGAGACAAGCAGAUAAAAUGUGCACAGAGCUGCUGUUUUAGGCUGCCAGCCUUGUUCUUGAGGUUCAGCCUGGCCUUCACCCGGAGGGCUUUGAUUAAACAAACAGCUGGGGAACACUGGGAAAUUGUUGAAAUGAAAUCUGCUGACUGUCAUGGAUGAACUCUGGGUCAGGAGCUCUGUCUGUGUGCUGUUGAAAGGUGGAGUGCUGUCAGAAAUAAGCCUUAUUUUUUGCACCACUAUAUUUUCACUUAAAGCCAGUAAAACCUUUUGAUGAUUAAAUUGUCAUGAUCAUGUUACUCUUUUUCUUUUAUUGAAGGGGGAAGUUCUGUACUGGAAUUUUUUUUUCCCCGAAAGUGACCUUUCCAGGCUGUCAAACUGCGUUUGGCACGUUGGCUUAGCAGCCCAGCACACUGAACCAGAGAACAGCUUCAAACGGGCGAAAGCGGUUCUGUCAGGGCAAUCGCCCGGAAAUCCCUGGGAACAGAACAGAGCAGCCGCCCCACCAACCAGGGAAGAGAACUGACACAGCUUCCUCUCAGUCCGGAGUCCUCUUCCUCGUCCAGGCUCCUUUGUUUUAGCUCCCCUGUGCAGAAAGAUGUCAAAGGCUGUCAAUUCUAGUGCCUGGAUGCCAUUAAUCUCUUGCUGUCCAGACCGUUUCACCUGUGUGUGUUGACCUGGAGAGGAGGAACACACGGCAGUACGCGAGACAGGAAACAGUGGACCUUGCAGGAGUUACAGCAGGUCUGACCCCCAGGGGACUGGCUUGGGCAGGACUCCUGCGUCCCCACGCUCCUGUGCUUACUGAGCUCUGCUGCUCUUCGCCAGAGUGAUCCUGGAGGGGCACCGUGUUCGUCUGAAAACUAAGGAUGCCGAAAAAUUAGACUAUUUAAAAGACAACACAAACUGCUUAGCCCUGCUGUGUACAGGUCCACUGUGGGCCGAGCAGAAUUCACCUGAACGCCAGACACUGAACACCUUGGGUGAGGCUCUGGUAGCACAGGCAGCGCUUAACACCGCCAGAGGAGAGGGGUAACCCGGCUGGGAGCAGCAGAGGGGCGCAGAUCAUCUUCCCUGCUGCUGCGCGGCGCACAGAUCGCCCUCGCCGGGAUCCGACUGACGGCCGGCCGCUGACACGCCCGAGGACGAUGGCCCGUGCUGCGCCGAGCUCCGGACGCUGCGGCCUCCUGGGCCUGACACUGCUGGUGCUGCUGGGACAGCUCGUCGUCAGCCGCCUCUGCAACUCCCUCAUCAUCGCGGUGGACUCCUUCCACACGCUGCACCUGCUCCUGCAGCUGGGCGUGCGCCUGUGGGACCCGGCCCGCCCCUGGCGCCGGCUGCAGCCGCUGGGCGGCCUGGUGGCCGCGCUGCUCCUGGCCUCGCUCUGCGCCUCCGUCUCGCUGGACAUCCUCGGCCACUUCCUGCAGCCGCACGCCGGCCAGCGGCCCUGCCUGGCCCUCGCUGCCGGGGCCACGGGGGUGCUGCUCAACGCAGGGGUGCUGGCCGCUGGCUGCGUCGACGGGUGGGACGCCAGCGAGGGGAGCCUGGCGUCGGCGGGCAGAGGAGGCGAGGCUGAGCUCCCGGUGCAGAGGAGCGAGGCGACCGGGGGAGAAGAUGCCGAGUGCGCUGGGUGCCCGCCGAAUCCUGCUGGAGCGGCACUGGAGCUCCCCCCGCUGGAGCUGCUGCUGUACUGCAAUCCUGGGGCCUCCUGCACCCUCCUGAAAGCCCAGCCCAGCCCGGUUUCCCGCGGCCAGCUGGACAGGGACAGCGGGGAGCCCGCCGGUGCCCCACACUCGCACGAUUCCAGCGCUGCAGGACAGCAGCCCGGGCCAGGCGAGAGGCCAGGGCGCUGGGCGGGGCGCGGCGGGAGCUGUGGGGCUCCCUGGGUCCUGGGGGCGGCGCGGGGCCUCCUGGCUCCGGUGCUGGUGCUGGCCAACGGGCUGACCCAGCUGCUGCUGACCCCGGGCUGCCAGGGCCAGCGCAGCGAGGGGGGCUGCCGGCUCUACGUCUACCUGGACCCCGCCUUCUCGCUGGCGGCCGUGCUGGUCCUGCUGGCCGGCGCGCUGCCCCAGCUCAAGCGGCACGGCCUCCUGCUGCUGCAGGCCGUCCCGGCGCACAUCGAGUGCGCCAACAAGCUCUGCUGCCAGGGAGGGGCGGCGCCACCUGCAGGGCACGGCGCUCCCAGCCAGCAGCUCGUCAUGGAGAACCCCUACCUGUCAGCGCUCCGCCCGGAGAGAGACAGCUUGGGCGACUUCUCUCAACCCUUUUCACUCACCGCGCAGCAGGGAUCGAAACCCCGAGCCUCCCAGCGCACAGCUGCUGCAGAGGCUCUGCCUGUCCGGCGCCUCCCGCCCCCACAGCUGCGCUGCUUGGAAUCCGUUUGCAACCUGGGGGCGGCUUGA
Lepisosteus oculatus (spotted gar) is the source of this 3119-nucleotide messenger RNA. The record is from RefSeq and is a predicted model, not a curated record. Lineage: Eukaryota; Metazoa; Chordata; Actinopteri; Semionotiformes; Lepisosteidae.